AUGUCGUUGCUUUCCAGACUAUUUUCUCUUUUGCCUCUUCUACCCCUUCACCGUCGACGAGUUGUUCAGCACUAUGCAGAGCAAAAGAAGGUGAUUGUGUCGAGUUCGACCUGGAAAGCUCUGUGGCGUUGCGCUCCCCAUGUUGUUCCCAUUGCAAUCUCCGUUGUCAUUCUCACUCUGAGCUUCCACGGCACCUACAUCGGCGCAGACUUCGCCUCCGAGACCAUCACAUUGAUGAGCUUUCAAAUUGCCGCCAAGAUCCAUGAACUCUUUAUCGUUGCCAGCUUAUCCGUUAUUGUCUUCCACGCCAUCAGACAUGAGUUGCUGCAUGGGUGUGGUCUCCCGCUGGGGCUGGUCGGGUCAGGCUUCAACUUUGGCAGUUUUGAUUUCUUCUUCACGAAGGAGUUCCGUGGUGGAUUGUUGAACGUCAUGACUCCCGGCCACAGGCUCAGGAAAGCCGGGUUUGUGAUCCUUCUCUGCGUGGCAGGACUCAUAGCAGCCCUUGCAGGCCCUUCAAGUGCCACACUGAUCGUCCCCUCGUCCCAAACCUGGCAAGCUGGCGGAACGCAAUUCUAUCUCAAUGGCUCGCAGGCCGAUUUUUGGCCCUCCGACAUCUCAAGCAGUGUAUCAGCAGUGCGAAGCAUGUGCAAUGGCUCACAAUCUACUGAGCUCGCUGUAUGCCCUGCUGGAGGUUACCUUUCUAUCCGAGAGCAUUGGAGCAGAAUGAACUAUACCAACUUUCAAACUUACGACGUCCCUGCUUAUGCUAAGAAGCUAUCUGGAUCUCGGUUCUACUGGCCUGUUGGCAGUCCAUCCUCUCCCAUUCCGCCCCGUUAUCUUUUGGGUAACGCCAGAAAUGUCACUGCCUUUAGCCCUGGCACCGCUACCUUCUUCGUGCUGCCUCACGCCGCACCUUCGACACUAAUGCAACGAAUAGCUAACAAGUGGUGGACAGCCUUGGAGUCUCACAUGAAGGUCUCUGACAGACAAGUCGAUGACCGCAAAAUCGGAGUCGAGGCACUCUCCGCCAUCACAACCAUCAGAUGUGGCGAGCCCCAAAACCUCUCUGCGGGUGCAAAUUCGAUCCGUUUCCCAGCUAUCAGCGGCCGAUUUGACUACAUCGAGGGGGCGAACUUGACCGUUGACAGUCUCAAUGCCACCGCUGUUGGCCACAUUCGCUUCCAAUGGGUUCACUUACCCGACCAGUUCGGCACGGUCAGCAUCGGGGCGGUGCUUGAAUCGGCAUGGGACGAACAAUCGACUUCAAGAGUUGUUGUGGCAUGUUCUGCUCAGGCCGGCUGGGUUCCGACCUCAGUGUACACCGACGAAUACUCCUUUUGGACCGGCUGGUACCCGUGGAAUAUAGACUACGGAGCCCGGACGCCGUCGUGGGUUAUUAUACCGGAGGGCCAGCCGCAACCGGCCACAAAUGGGCGAGUCGCGUUCAAUGACGACUGGUUGAACAUGCUGAAUCCAGUUGCUAACGACUCAGAUCCUGGCGCAGAGCCUUGGAACCCCUCCACGAUGGAGAGUAUCAUCAGUGCCUCCGGUCUCGCUGACGACCUGUCUUCGCAGACACCGGCUGAAUCAUCUUUGGCGGAAACAUGGGUCAACGACGGCCAGCUGGGCAUUAGCAGGACUGUGCUCCUCGAAUCGAUCAUCAGCAGUGUCAUCACCGACGGACUCGCCCGAACUGGAACAUACCGCGUCUUCGACGCCACCACCAAGGGAUCCCCGUCAGAAUGGCCGUUCUCGCUAUUCGAUCCACUCCCGGACUUUGACAAGCGCAUCAUUGCCGAGCAUGAUGCCCUGCGCCCCCCUCCUCCAGACUCAUCGACCACCACCCUGCGAGUCAAGAUGGAAAUCACGGGUUUCGCCCUGAAGAAGAGCCUCGCGGGGGCCCUCUCGAUGGUGGUUCUCCUGGCGCACAUCGUCCUGGCGAUCGGCCACAUCGCGUUUGUCAUGGCAAAGCGCCAAUCGUCGGACAGCUGGGAUUCGAUUUCCGAGCUGGUGGCGCUGGCGCAGAACUCGCGCCCCGCGUACGUCGCCCUAGCCAACACGGCCGCGGGCAUCAGACAGCAGCGGACGUACGGCCGGCUGGCGCGGAUCCGCGCCACCUCGACCCUCCAUCACCCGGACGGUGAUCAUGUCGAGCUGAUUUUUGAUGGGCCCGACAGGGAGGAGGUGGUGGAUGAUUUCGAAGCGUUUCGUGCGAUGACUCGGGCUGAGAAACAGACGGUUCCGGCGCAAGUCAAAGACGGCGAGGACGAUAACGGCAACGACAACGACCGUAACGAAGAAGAACGAGAACAAGCAAUAGAGCAAGAGCAAGAUGAAGUCGACGAUGAUGAUAAUGAGAAUGAGAAUGACAACGCUGAAAGCCAGUCUCUGACACAGCCACUAAACCAACGCCACCAAACCCAGGCAGUAGAACUAAAUAACACCACCCACCUCCUGCCCGUGAGCCGACAAAAAUAUACCUGGCCGCAUGACCGUCACCAAGGACCACUACCGCCGUGGGAUCCGUCCAUUCCGAACCGCAUCUCCCAAGCCCCCGCCAGCCAAAGUCUCCCCCACCCACCGCCAACGACCGACCACCACCACCACCACCACCACACAGCAGGACGGGCUCGAGGGAAAGUCUGA
Molecule: messenger RNA, 2646 nt
Organism: Fonsecaea nubica
Lineage: Eukaryota; Fungi; Ascomycota; Eurotiomycetes; Chaetothyriales; Herpotrichiellaceae
Exons: 1
Coding region: 1-2646 (881 amino acids)
Source: RefSeq, a predicted model, not a curated record